AUGAACCCCUUGGACCGCUGGAGGAACUCGCCGCCCGAGGAAGAGCCGGUAUCGCUGGACGCCAUCGCAGAAGCCAUCGGCACAUCACAGAGUCUCCCCGGCCUAAGUUCUUCUAUCGACUGGACCGAGCCGGCGAGCUGGAGCCAGGGCCAGACCGCACUCAGCACCGACUCCAUCAGCUCCCUCGGAUCCUCCGACCAAAGCAACUCCAGCAACUCCUCCGCACACUCAUAUGCCUCUGACUCGCUCUUCAAUAUCCGCACCCAAGAAGGCCGCCGCCGCAGACGGCGCAACAACCAAAAGUACCGCAACCCGCUCGCUGCACCCCCCGCCGACGGCGCCAAGCGCAUUUACCAGUGCACCUUCUGCACCGACACCUUCAAGUCGCGGUACGACUGGACACGGCACGAGGGCACGCUACACCUCGUCCUCGAGAAGUGGACAUGCCUCCCCUCUGGGCCGCGGUACUCCGACUCCGCCGAGGCCGUCGCGCGCUGCGUCCUCUGCGACGAGGCGGAUCCCUCGGAGCAGCAUCUGGAGAGGCACAAGUACCGCGAGUGCGCAGCCAAACCGCUCGCUGCGCGCUCGUUCUACCGCAAGGACCACCUCCGGCAGCACCUGCGCCUCGCGCACGGCGUGGACGACGUGUUGCCGUCGAUGGGCGGGUGGAGGGCCAAGAUCACUAGGGUGAAGUCCCGGUGCGGCUUUUGCGGCGAGACGUUCGCGCUGUGGGCGGACCGAAAUGAUCACCUCGUCGAGCACUACCGCGCCUGGGCGCUUAUUAAGGAUUGGAAAGGGUGUAGGGGCCUGGAGCCGGCUGUUGCGCUGCUAGUGCAGAAUGCCAUGCCGCCCUAUCUGAUCGGGGCGGAGGCGAACAACAUUGAGCCGUUCAGCGCGUCGAGGGUGGCUUCCAAGUCGCCCGCGGCGGAUGAAGAGAGGGAUGCUGUGCCAUCGCAGUUUGAGCCCCUGACGGCUAGGCUGGGCGACUACAUUAAGGCCGCGAUGGAGAAUAGCAGGCCGAUCACGGACGACUCGAUCCGGAGGGAAGCGCGGAUGAUCGUGUACGGGGAUGAUGACCCCUGGAACCAGACUCCUGCCGACAAUGGGGAGUGGCUGCGAUUAUUCAAGGCGGGCUACGGUCUGGCGAGCGAUGAGAAAUUGCCAGGCUCCAGCGGACUGGAUCCUCCUCAUGCAUGGCCGGUUGAUUUGCCAUUCGAUGCGUUUCCCGAUAUGAACACAACAAUCGUCACGCCAUUCACAUUGGAGAACAUGCAGAAUGCAGCAAUAUCGAGCUCUGCGUCUACCCCGCUGGACUUUUGCGGCGCUCCGGUCCAAGACGUCACAGGGGAUGGGGUGGCUGUUCCUUGGUCGUGGCAGACUCCAGAAUGCCUAGCUGAGUUCGGGCAGAUGGGAUGCAUGCCAUCGAUGGAGAUCCCUACAGCUACUGAAGUUUGCAACAUCAACGACCCAUUCUUUGGGGCUCCUGUAUGCCCAGAGCUGUUGGCUCUCGAGGACCAACUCAGGAAUACAGCAUAG
Colletotrichum aenigma is the source of this 1536-nucleotide messenger RNA. RefSeq lists its product as uncharacterized. Lineage: Eukaryota; Fungi; Ascomycota; Sordariomycetes; Glomerellales; Glomerellaceae. Bases 1 to 1536 code for a protein of 511 amino acids. The record is from RefSeq and is a predicted model, not a curated record. The transcript has a single exon.